Messenger RNA from Planococcus citri (citrus mealybug), 2762 nucleotides. RefSeq names its product leucine-rich repeat-containing protein 49. The coding region runs from base 231 to 2747 and encodes 838 amino acids. The transcript has 9 exons. The record is from RefSeq and is a predicted model, not a curated record. NCBI's taxonomy places the organism in Eukaryota, Metazoa, Arthropoda, Insecta, Hemiptera, Pseudococcidae. Gene Ontology annotation, molecular function: protein binding.
AUUCGUUUUAAAUUCCACGUGUUUUUUUGUUUCGGUGUAGUGGAAACACUGCGAACGCAAUGCGGCAUUUUUGAAAACUUCAAAGGAGAGAACGCGGAUUCGCGAAUAGCGACAUGUUUGUGUGAUCAAUAAAAUGAAUUCGAGUGUGUAAUUUCGUUUAAAUUAUUAUUUUUUCGAUAUUAGUGAUAUUCAAGAUGUGAUUUUAUGGCCAGGAAUGAAUCUGCGAGUAAAUGAAGCCUCGACAGAAGAAUUACUUAGACGUUAAUGGCUGUUCUGUGGCAUGUACAGCGGAUAGAAUUCCGACGCCAACUCACUGCUCAGUUCUUCCAUUAUUUCCGUCCGCACCGAAACCACCACCUUCCAGUAAAAGACUGCCGAAUAAUUCGAAUAUCAUGAACAAUACCGAAGAUGUAAUCAUGACACCAUGUAAUACGAUCAUCCUCCAAACUACUGUCGAUGGUAAAAUACAAGUUUCUCGAACUCAAAAGGAAAGAGAAAGGAAUCCUGAUAGAUUAUCAUUAGAUAGGCGAGGAUUGACUGUAUUUCCUAUAUUAGUUGGCGAAGCGAAACUAAGACUGUUAUCAUUACAACAUAACUUACUGACCAAGUUGGAAAGAAUGGCGUUAUUGUGUUUACCUCAUCUGGUUUUUCUCGACAUUUACAAUAAUCAACUCGAAAACAUGGCGGCGUUGGAUUGUCUACAUCAUCUCAGAGUUUUGUUAUUGGGCAAAAACAGGAUCAAGACCAUCGAAGGUCUUUCGAAUAUGAAUCGAUUGGAAGUUUUGGAUUUGCACGGAAAUCGUAUCAGUGAAAUUAAAGAUCUGAGAAGCCAGAAAGAGCUGAAGGUAUUGAAUUUGGCCGGAAAUGAAAUCAAAAGUAUCGGUAUUCGCGAUCUUGAAGGGCUCUCUACUCUUCAAGAAAUGAACUUGAGAAGAAACCAGAUCAAGAAAUUGGCUGGAUUUGAUGAAACACCGCAGUUAUUUAAAUUAUUUUUGAGCAAUAAUGAUGUCAGUUCAAUUGAUGAACUUGGUGGUUUACGAAAACUUCGUCAACUGAAAGAAUUGAGUUUAGAUGGAAAUCCUGUUAUCAGCUCGGAAGACUGUAUUCUUUACAUCAUCUCGUACAUCCCCAGCGUUUUGAUUUUCGGCCAAACUAAAAUCACCGACGAUAUCAAGAAAGUAGCCAAAGUAUGGCGUCUGAGACGCGAAUUCAACGAAAAAACAUCCGCUUCGUUCGACGUUUCAAAACUCGGUCAGAAUUUAAACAAACCUUUAGAAUGUGAUUUGAAACGAGCUCGAUCAGCUUCCGAAAAUAGAAUAUCGCAUUUACGUAAACGAAACUCCGAAUUCAGCAGACUGAAGCCUGAUUCUAAAAAUUCAUCCAGUAAGUACGUGAAUAAAUCCGGCUGCUGUUCGGCCAAACCUGUAAGAAACUUCGACAGAAACGCGAAAUUGAAACGUGCGAGUUUCACUAAACGUAAAACAGUUUCGGUUGACUCGUGUAACGGCAGCGAAACCAGCAUCGAGUAUAUUCGUCUGCCGCCCAUAUUGACCUCUUCGUUGGGAAUUUUGGAUGAUUGUAACGUCGUCAUGAAUGCUGACCCGAACACGUCUUUGGAAUCGAAUAAAAGCUAUUGUAGUGUACGUUGCGAAAGCGCGUCGAGUUUCGAUAAAUCGACAGAUAGUUCUAGUUCAUCUGAUGACGAGAGUGACGAUUCGGUGGAACCUGAAGUUCCCAACGUCAAUCAUGAUUCUGUUCCUGCUAUAAAAAAUAACGCGGUUUCGAAUCCUGUCAGCGUUGAGAAGGAGAAAAUUUCGAAUACGGAGAAGUAUCCGUUGAUAAAAGAACUGCAUUCGGAAGUCAAAACUCCGGUCAUUUCCGAUGCGAAGAUUAUCAAACCACAGAAAUCAAUACCAAGUCGGAAUGAAAAAACAAAAGAACAAGGUGGUGACUACCUAGUGCAAAUUUCUGGACGAUACUUGAUGGUUACCGGUAAAAACAGUGCGAAGUACAUAGACAAGGCUUGGAGCGUUGAGAAAGCCAAUGACGUCACGACUAUCAAAUUCAGCUGCGUUUUAUUCAAUUCGUUGACUCCAGUUUUUAAUCGAAUUAAAUUCCGUUUUCCCAACGUCGAACACUUGGUUUUCUGCGAAUGCGAAUUCAAUUUCAUCGGUCAGCUGAAUGCUUUAGCUGAUGUUCAAGGACUAACUUCGAUUGAAAUUUUACCCGAACGAAAUGCUAUUUUCACGAAAAAUUGGAGAAGUUACGCUAUUUAUCGCCUGCAUCAUUGGGGACUUCAGUGUAUCAAUAAUAUUCCGGUUACAGAUGACGAAGUGAAAUCAGCCAAAGAAGAAUACAAAGGCUUGAGUGAAAUGGUCUUAUGGUCUUUACCUGAAUCAUUAUUAACUCCCCUGCUGAACAAGCUGAGACUGGAAAUAAAUUCCAAUGUGAGUGCUAAGCAAUGGUUGUACAAAGCAGAUCCUGCCCUACGUAGUGUCAUUUGUAAAGAAGCUCUUCAAUGGAGAUCUGCAUCAUCUCUUUCGCAAAGUGAGAUUAUGUCUUGUGAGAAAGGUCGCGAAGCUCUCAGAUCAGCGUUAGAAAGUGCCUGCAAUAUGGUCUUGAAACUUCGUAAACUGGAACGUGAAUGGAAACCUAUCAUGUACGAACUUGUUACCAAUACAAUGAAAGAUUACUGUGACGUGAAUUCUUACAUGAAAAAACAAAUCAGCAACUUGAAGCCGCCGUAGUUGUUCAAAAGGUUA